This is a messenger RNA of Penicillium robsamsonii, 777 nucleotides long. RefSeq names its product chitin deacetylase. Gene Ontology annotation, molecular function: hydrolase activity, acting on carbon-nitrogen (but not peptide) bonds. The record is from RefSeq and is a predicted model, not a curated record. Lineage: Eukaryota; Fungi; Ascomycota; Eurotiomycetes; Eurotiales; Aspergillaceae. Gene Ontology annotation, biological process: carbohydrate metabolic process. The coding region runs from base 1 to 777 and encodes 258 amino acids. The transcript has 3 exons.
AUGCAUUGUCUCGCUCUCUUAAUUCCAGUCCUCCUUUCAACUACAACCCUAUCCCAAGCCGCUCCCACAGGGAACAGUACCAACACCAAUACAAACACCAAAACCACCCAGCUCAGCGCAUCCAACUUACCCGUCGGGGCCAUAAUCACCCACUGUACCACACCAGGCACAAUCGCUCUCACUUUCGACGAUGGCCCGUACAUCUACACAUCCCGGCUGCUAGAUACUCUCGCCCAACACGGAGUAAGAGCAACCUUCUUUCUCAACGGUCGUAACAGAGGAAACAUCGAUGCCACCCCUGAGAUAGUGCAGCGCACAUUGGCGGAAGGACACCAGCUGGGGUCUCAUACGUGGAAUCACCCCUCUCUCGAUACUCUUUCAUACGAAGAAAUCGCGCAGCAAAUGAUCAUCCUCGAAGAAGCCUUCAUGCGCAUCCUAGGCUUCUUCCCGACAUACAUGCGCCCCCCAUUCCUUAGAUAUAGCCCCGUCGUUCUCGGCGCCAUGGCCGAUCUGGGGUACCAUGUCAUUGGGGCUAGCGUUGAUACGAAGGACUAUGAACAUGAUAAUCCUGAUACGAAUUGGAUUAGUUUUGAGAAGUUCUCGAGGGAGGUUGAUGCUGGUGGGACGAUUGUGUUGGCCCAUGAUUCGCAUCAGCAUACGGUCGAGAUUUUGGUAGAUAAUAUGCUUGCUGAUGUUGAGAGGAGGGGGUUGCGUGCUGUUACUGUUGGCGAGUGUCUUGGUGGUUCGCCUGAGUACUGGUAUCGGGAUGGGAGGUAG